This is a messenger RNA of Hansenula ciferrii, 1047 nucleotides long. RefSeq lists its product as uncharacterized. The record is from RefSeq and is a predicted model, not a curated record. The transcript has a single exon. Bases 1 to 1047 code for a protein of 348 amino acids. Lineage: Eukaryota; Fungi; Ascomycota; Saccharomycetes; Phaffomycetales; Wickerhamomycetaceae.
AUGGUGGCUCAUUUCAGCUUUAUAGAGGCUCAUAGAAAUCUUGUAACAGGGUUGUACAAGAGGAUCCAAACUCAGUUGAAGAAUGUGGAUUUGGAAAGAUCAUUGAAGAGAGAUAUGGUUGAUAAAGUACGACAUGAAUUUAAAAUUGGUAAAAGUUAUCUUUCAUCUGAAAAAGCUCAAAAAAGUUUGAUUAAUGCUGUUAAAUUUGAACAUAAUCUAAAGAAGUUUUGUUUGCUUGGGGAUCUUGAACUUUUGGAACCAUUGAAAUCUUCAACAUCUUUAGAAAAAUUUCGAUUACAUUCUAACACUAAUAGAGAGAAACAAUUAAAUCCUAAAUUACAUAAAAAUAUAAGAAAUCUUGAACCACUUGAAGAGCAACAAACUAAAAAUUAUAUCACAUCAUUCAUUAGAUACAAGCAUAAAUAUGGUAAAUUACCAUUACCAAAAGAUAUUGAUCCAAUAAUGAAAGAAGAAUUAAUUAAACCUUUAGCAUUAUUUAAAAGAGCAGAAUUUAAUAUUAAAAUUGCAGAACAAAAAAUUGCUAGAGGUCCAUAUAAUAUUAGAAAAACGUUGCAUAAUGAUACUACAUUUUUAAGAACUCCAUGGAAACAAAGUCAUUCUUUACAUAAGGUAACUUUAUCAGCUGUUAGAGCAGAACAAGCAUAUCAAGAUAUGAGACAUUUAUCAACAAACCCUGUGGAACAAGCAUUAUAUGAAAUGGAAGGUGAUUGGGAAAAAUUAUAUGGUGGUGAUGAUAAACCAUGGAAACAAUCUUUGAAAACAAUUGCAAAUGAUCAAUUUAAGAUUGUUCAAUCGAAUAGAUUAUAUUUUAAAGAAUUUGAAAAUUUUGUAUUACCAAUAAAGAUGAAACAAUAUCAGGAAAUUUCAAAUCAGAAACAUUAUAAAUUUAGAGAUCGUUAUUUAGAAAUGGUUGAAAAAGUUCAAGAAAGUAAUGCAUAUGAUGAAUUAUUAUCAAAAGAAACAUUACCAAGUAUUGUUAAAAGAUAUCGUAUGGAAACUAGAAAAUUGAAACAUAAAAAUACAUAG